AUGGAAAUAUGCGCACAUACUCUACAAACCAAGUUUAGUCUUAAUGAUGAACUAGUGGAACUUCUUGUUUGUCGGCUGAAAUUAUCAAAUAAUGUUCAUUCAUGCAUAGCUAUAUUACUUGGAGAGCUUAUUCGAGCAAAGCUGGAGGUCCCUAGGCAAGUGAAGAUUAGGCUGCUGGUGCUUUGGCUUCCAUUGUUUUGCUACGCAGACAACGGACUUGCAUAUCCAGUCCUGACGGGCUAUGAGAAGGCAGAAAUGGAGAGGAUAAUGGAUGAAAUGAUCUCUGGCUUACCAUCCAUGGAUCAAGAAGUAAUACUCACAAAUUGGUUGCAGGACUUCACUAUGUCCACCUCAGAUUGGCCUAACCUGCAAACCUCGUACGACCGAUACGUGCUUGAUCUCAUGUCCUGUGGUAGUUAUUCUGGGCUCUUUAUUCUGAGACAUCUGUAUACUUGUAGUCAUUCUGAUCUCCCCAAUUUUAAGCAUGAAGUCCAGUUAGUAAUGGCACUAGAAUUCUACAGGAGCACUGACGAUGCCAAAGAGCACCAACACUACGAGCACCGACGAAGGCCGAAGGGUCUCGGCUUAUGUGCUAGCGCUAUGUUUCCGUCCAUUAGUGGCAUCUGUGGUUUGGAGAAGCAGAGGCAACUAACGAUAGCUGGCAGGGAGGGUUCUAAUCAUGUGCUGGGGGAGAAAUACGCCCAGGAGCUUUUGUGGAUAGCUAAUAAGAUGUGCGAGUGUGGUGUAGUGGAUGAUGCCUUGCUGCAGUGGAGCUUAGCCUCGGCUCUGGCUUCCCUUUCUCUCACUGCCAGCCCUAGGGUCCAAGGCUUCAUUGUCAAAAUUUCAGCUAUAUUACUUGGAGAGCUUAUUCGAGCAAAGCUGGAGGUCCCUAGGCAAGUGAAGAUUAGGCUGCUGGUGCUUUGGCUUCCAUUGUUUUGCUACGCAGACAACGGACUUGCAUAUCCAGUCCUGACGGGCUAUGAGAAGGCAGAAAUGGAGAGGAUAAUGGAUGAAAUGAUCUCUGGCUUACCAUCCAUGGAUCAAGAAGUAAUACUCACAAAUUGGUUGCAGGACUUCACUAUGUCCACCUCAGAUUGGCCUAACCUGCAAACCUCGUACGACCGGUGGUGCAACUCUACUCGCAAGCUUAUUACCUGA
Molecule: messenger RNA, 1158 nt
Organism: Ilex paraguariensis (yerba mate)
Lineage: Eukaryota; Viridiplantae; Streptophyta; Magnoliopsida; Aquifoliales; Aquifoliaceae
Source: the annotation of a GenBank genome assembly